Molecule: messenger RNA, 1086 nt
Organism: Cynara cardunculus var. scolymus (artichoke)
Lineage: Eukaryota; Viridiplantae; Streptophyta; Magnoliopsida; Asterales; Asteraceae
Product: auxin efflux carrier component 8
Exons: 6
Biological process (GO): auxin export across the plasma membrane; auxin polar transport
Cellular component (GO): endoplasmic reticulum; plasma membrane
Molecular function (GO): auxin efflux transmembrane transporter activity
Source: RefSeq, a predicted model, not a curated record
AUGAUCUCCUUAUAUGAUGCUUAUCAUGUAGUGGCAGCUAUAGUCCCAUUGUAUGUUGCCAUGAUCUUGGCAUACAUCUCUGUGAAAUGGUUGAAACUCUUCACACCAGAACAAUGCUCAGGCAUAAACAAAUUUGUGGCUAAAUUUUCAAUCCCUUUGUUAUCCUUCCAAGUGAUCUCUAAAAGCAAUCCCUACAGUAUGAACCUCAAGCUCAUUUGUGCCGAUUUCCUUCAAAAAGUCAUUGCAUUAGUCGGUUUGACAAUAAUCGUGUAUGUUCGAUCCAAUGGACAUCUAAACUGGGUCAUAACGGGUCUUUCGUUAUCAACGUUUCCCAACACUUUGAUCCUGGGAAUCCCACUGCUAAAGGCAAUGUAUGGAGAUGAAGCCGGUGCGCUUCUUGGGCAGAUAGUCGUACUACAAAGCCUAAUUUGGUACAACUUAUUAUUGUUUCUGUUUGAGCUCUCAGCUGCAAGGGCAGCUCAACCAUCUGAAGAUCAUAGAGGUAUGUGAUCAUCUGAUUUAGGUUUUCCUACAGACGCCGAAGAAGAACAAGGAGUAGAGGAACGGGAAGAGGCUAAAUCCAGAACUCCAAGAACAAAAGUAAUGUCCAUCCUUCUAACUGUAUGGAAGAAACUUCUGAUCAAUCCCAAUACUCAUGCAACUGUAUUAGGUCUUGCAUGGGCAACCAUAAGCUUCAGGUGGGAUAUAAGAUUGCCGAACAUUGUGGAGAAUUCUAUAUCGAUAUUGUCAGAUGGAGGACUUGGAAUGGCAAUGUUCAGCUUAGGUCUAUUCAUGGCAUCACAAACAAGCCUAAUAGCAUGUGGUACCCGAAUGGCAUUGUUGGCCAUGGUCUUGAAGUUCAUAGUUGGACCUGCUAUAAUGGUAGCUCCCUCUCUUGCUAUUGGAUUGAGGGGAGUAUUGUUUAAAAUUGCAACCAUACAGGCAGCUCUUCCUCAGGGAAUUGUACCAUUUGUAUUUGCGAAGGAGUAUAAUGUGCACCCAGAAAUCUUGAGCACCAGCAUACUCAUCGGCUUGCUUGUAGCAUUGCCAGUCGCAUUGGUCUACUACUUGUUGUUAGGGUUGUAA